Molecule: messenger RNA, 1629 nt
Organism: Cynara cardunculus var. scolymus (artichoke)
Lineage: Eukaryota; Viridiplantae; Streptophyta; Magnoliopsida; Asterales; Asteraceae
Exons: 1
Coding region: 1-1629 (542 amino acids)
Source: RefSeq, a predicted model, not a curated record
AUGGAGAACAUCAUACAUAUUGCAGAUUCUCGGGAUAGAGGAAUCAUGGACUAUGCUAUUCCUGUUUUUAGUCAAUUAAAUUCAGGAACACUAAGGCCACAAAUUAAGGCAACUCACUUUGAGCUCACACCUGUCAUGUUUCAGAUGUUGCAGACUAAUGGCCAGUUCAGUGGUUUGCCAUCUGAAGACCCUCAUUUACACUUAAAAUCUUUAAUAGAAAUAACUUAUUGUUUUCUUAUCCCUGGAGUGUCUGAUGAUGCCUUAAGGUUGAAGUUAUUUCCAUUUUCUCUUAGGGAUAGAGCAAAGUUAUGGUUUAACUCUUUACAACCAAAUUCCAUAAUCUCUUGGGAUGACCUUGUAAAGAAAUUUUUUAGAAAAUAUUUUCCUCCCAACAGGAACGCUGAAUCCAGAAAUGAAAUAUGUUUGUUUAGACAAAUGGAUAAUGAAGCAAUACCUGAUGCUUGGGAAAGGUACAAAGAGUUGUUGAGAAAAUGCCCUUACCAUGGCAUUCCUUACUGUAUCCAGCUAGAGACGUUUUACAAUGGUUUAACAACUGUUGCUAAACAAAUGCUUGAUGCCACUGCAGGAGGAGCUUUCACAACUUGUACUUAUAAUGAUGGGUAUGACAUGCUUGAGAAAAUUUCAAAUAAUAAUGGAUAUUGGGCURAUCCACAUGCAUUAAUACAWAAUAAUACAKUUGGGAUACAUGAAACAGACGCAUAUAAUGUAUUAACAACACAACUCACAUCUAUAACUGACAUGAUUAAGAAUAUGAAUGUUAGCCCAGAUGUGCGAAUUGUUGAUGCAACAUCAUAUCCUACUGUCAAUUCUAUAGCAUGUAUGUUAUGUGGAGGAGGUCAUCCAUUUGAUCAAUAUGCAUCUAACCCAGAGUCAGUUAAUUUUUUUGAAAAUCAAAACAGGGGUUGUUCUGAUUUACAAGCUUAUAAUGCAGGGUGGCAACAACAGCCAAAUUUUUUCUGGAAUGCUCGAACCUUGAAUGAACCUGUUGGUUUUCAACAACAUCAAAGUGAUUCCUACAAUCACCAACCCAACUUUUACYRGCAACMCCCUACCCAGCCGAUUUUCAACCAGCAAACAAGUUUUCAACAACAAAGUCAUCUACCCUCUUUCCAAGAUACAGCACAUCAGUUUGUUGAUUCAUCUACUUCCUUGGAAGCAAUGAUGAAAGGGUUCAUAACCCAAACUCAGGCUUCAAUCAGAAACCUUGAAAAACAGGUUGGACAAGUAGCUUUGGAAAUGAGACAAAGACCGAUAGGCUUUUUACCUAGUGAUAYRRAKACACCUCAGAGAGAAGGAAAAGAGCAGGUCAAGGUUGUGACAUUGAGGAGUAAUAAGACUUUAAUAGAAAAUCCCCAAAAAGAACAAAAAGAACCAAGCAAAGCAGAGACUGAAAAGAAAAGUGUAGUACCAGAUUCUGUUACGUCUGUACCACAUUUUGUGAUUACCAUUCCUGUGAACCAUUCAGAGAGUAUUAGUGAGCCUCAACCCAUAGUUAGGCCUAUCGAUGGUAUAGCCAUUCAAGAAAGGUCAGAAUUUCCAUUGUUAUUUCCUGAUAAGCCCAAGACAAUCCAGACUCCCAAAGAAAGUGUUGUAGUGGAUGUUUCAUAA